Molecule: messenger RNA, 2784 nt
Organism: Tigriopus californicus
Lineage: Eukaryota; Metazoa; Arthropoda; Copepoda; Harpacticoida; Harpacticidae
Exons: 2
Coding region: 23-2551 (842 amino acids)
Source: RefSeq, a predicted model, not a curated record
GUGUGCUCGGUUCGUGAGUAAGAUGGAUUUGUGGGAACCCACGACCAUGGAUCAGUUUGAGCUGAAAUAUCUUCCGACUUUGAACUCCUUCCCAGGGCGAUCGAGAAUCUCAUUUCCCUUCCCAAAAGGACUUCAUCACGGUCGGGCUUGUCUUGAGUUCGGUGGUGGUUCUUCAGAGCCGCUGCGAGUGUCUAGCCUUGUGUUCAUCGGCUUUACGUACGUACGGACCGAACGUACGUACAUUCCCCAAAGGCCUCGUCCUACCUACAAAAGAUCGGAAAUGGAGGAACAUCUGCUGGAAGACGCUCACUGUCCUCCUUGGCCAACACCCGCACUCGCAGCCUUGGGACGUCAGGAAGGCUCAGGCGAGCGAAGAGCUCCGAAGCCGAAGCCGAAGCCAGCCUUCAAGCGAGGGGCACUGGUCCUAGCACAACAGCAGGAAGGCCACGCCAGUAAGGACAAAGUUUGGCGGAAGGAAAUGGAGCCAGGAAGACGGUGGAUGGCGAGGGAAUGCCCUGCUGGAUGGCAGAGGAGCAGCCCCUCGCCAGCCACAACACGCCAACCUUAUGACCAUUUCGUGGACCCCGACGACGAACACGAAGACUGCACGAGCGGCCUCAUUGGAGGGACACGAAGCGAAGAGAUGGUGGAAGAUUUCAGUCCAAACUGGAUGAAAGAAUCCUUGAAAGAGAUUAGACCUGUUGUAGAUUCGUCCAAACUCGGAAGUACGCGGAGCUCCUCGUGGUGGCGAAAACGUAGGAAGUACAAGUGGCACACGAAAGGGAACACCAUCAACAUUCUAGAUGACAGAGGCCUGGCUCGGGUGUCCAAUUUUCCCAAGUCCAGAUCUGACGGUACUCUGCUCGAUCGAAUUAUGUCGAGCAGACCAACCGAGCCUGAUCUACCCGAGGUGGGCAAGCCAUCUGACCCCAUGGAACAACCCCAAGAGAGUCCACAAUUCAUCUUGGACAAUGAAACCAUCCCAUUGAUCGACUUUCGGCAUGUGUCCUCUGCUUUAGCACUUCCGCAAACAGUCGCUGUCGCUGCCGCCGCCAACUCAUCAUCAUCAACUACGACAACAACAACAACGGUGGUCAUGGGUCCAUUGUUGGAACACGUCAAUGUCUACAAUCGAAUGCAAAGUGAGCGCGAAUUCUCUGGCAACGCCUCGGUGAUGCAGUUGCGAACCCAUCAGGAUGCAUCAUCCUCGACACAUGCCCUCUUCAAGUUGGGCCAAAGCUUGGACGAGUCGUCGUCCUCGCGGAGUGGUUACGGUGCAGUGACGACCUCGAGGAAUAACAACCAUCAGCUUGACAUUAAGUCAAUGCGACGGACUUUUAGUCAAGGCGAGAAUGGUGGGCACACCAAGGAUGACAGCACCCAAGCGCGGCCCAUGGGUGUUGACCUUGAGUUGGGAUUAAAAUUGAGGCUCUAUGAUAAUGACUCCUCUCAUUUGGAGGGACACUCGGAUCUUAUGGAAGUGCCUUUGCUAUCCUCUUUGUUGCAAUCCUCGCAUUCAAGUUCCAGCAAGCCCACGUCAGCUCGUCGCGUUCCCUUGGUUCGGCAACAAGGAACCCUUCAAUUUGAUGACGAGGACCCCAGUGAAAGCAAGCCCAUGGCAUUCUGCUCACCCGAGCAUGUGCCAUUAGUUCACGAUGUGUCUUCCCCAUCCCAAGACGAUGGCUUCUUCUCACAAACGGGGGGAGAGAAAACGGAUUCCCCUGAGGAUGUUGAGGUUGACGAGGAGGAUGCCGAGGAGUGUAAGAACCACCUGUCAGCCUUAAACCUCGUCAGACGCUCGAAUCUGAAUGGUUUGCCAUUGAAAAGGGCUCUAACUUUGCCCUCAUCCGACAUGACGCAACUCCGUUCGCCCAUGAGACGGGGUCCACCGGGGACCGGAGACUCCCCCGAUGAGGACAUGAGCAUUGAUAUUCCCUACUCUGCUUCAAAUAGGCCUCCCAUCCUCCGGGCAGAGAGCAUGGAUACCUCAUUGGUCAUUCCCACCUUCACCGUCACAAUCAAUCCCUUGGAGGACGAUGAGAUCACUUUUGUGCCCGAUUCUCCGACGACUUGUCCCCCCUCGAAGACCUUGUCCGAGUCCAUCGAUAGCAACAACCUCAAUGAAACAGGUAAACGAAAUGGAUCCAUCGACAACCACAAUCUGACUUGUGAGGAACUGGACGACCGCCGGUGCUCGAUCGGGUCGGCCUCGUCCCUUCAAUUGGACAAUCGACUGGGUGUUCCAGAUCUAACCAUUCGUCGCGUGAGUGAGAUCAGCCACAUCAACGAGCUCCGUCAAGGCAUAAGUGGCAUGGAACACAUCAACAGUGAGUGCUAUGAAGUGGUCAGAGACGUCAAUCCCGACACAUUCAGUCUGGACUCCAUCCAUCAGACAGUGUUCAAGCGGUGUCAAAACAAGUACGUACCGCCUCAGCGGUCCUCGACCCAGAACAAGUGCUUCGUGAUUGUGACCUCGGGCUGCACCAUUUUUGGCAUCAUUUAUGGGUUCUGGUACAAGAAUUUCGGACCCGGCGCUCAUGACCUUCACUGAGUGAAUGAUGUUUGGAACGGUGGAAAUAACCACAAAAAAACUAGGCUCCUUCCAAGCAAUAAAUCCCCAUUUUCCAUUCCCGAAAAGGAAGGAAAACGAUUCUAUGAGGGCUUCCACGUACACACAAAAAAGACCCGGACACAACCAUUUGGCCAAAUUUUACCAACAAACACGUGGCCUCUUUCUCGCUUUGUGGCAGGCUUUUGAACGCAAUAAAGAAACUAGACCAAUAA